AUGACAAACUGUAAUAGAAGUAAUGCAGCAAUAGCACCAAAGCUACUAAAACAGGUGCAGAACAAACUGAAAGAGAUUCAAUUACUGUUUCCAAUGACAUCAAACUGUAUUAUAAUGGACAAGAAUGGAGAGAUUAUUGUCGAAACAACAUCAUCAAGUACAGUUGGACAGAAAGAGAAAGACCUUACAACUACUAUACAUCAACUGAAGACCUAUGCUAUAACAUUUGGUGCAACACUUCAAUACCAAGACGAGGUACAACAUAUUCAUAUUAGAGGUGAUAGUAACAUGUUCUCAUUUUACUUGGUCCGAGACUCAAUACUAGCAUUCUUUACACAGAUGGACUUUGAUACAGGAAAGGCAUUCAACUUUCAACAGGCUGAUGAUAAGGUUAAGGCGAUAUGUGGCGAGUUACUUCAUCUGCUCAGUAAUACAAAGAUAUAA
Acytostelium subglobosum LB1 is the source of this 444-nucleotide messenger RNA. RefSeq lists its product as hypothetical. The transcript has 4 exons. Bases 1 to 444 code for a protein of 147 amino acids. The record is from RefSeq and is a predicted model, not a curated record. NCBI's taxonomy places the organism in Eukaryota, Evosea, Eumycetozoa, Acytosteliales, Acytosteliaceae.